Molecule: messenger RNA, 3235 nt
Organism: Gigantopelta aegis
Lineage: Eukaryota; Metazoa; Mollusca; Gastropoda; Neomphalida; Peltospiridae
Product: solute carrier family 13 member 5-like
Exons: 14
Coding region: 59-1945 (628 amino acids)
Biological process (GO): monoatomic anion transmembrane transport
Cellular component (GO): membrane
Molecular function (GO): transmembrane transporter activity
Source: RefSeq, a predicted model, not a curated record
AUCAGUUCCUAUUACGGACGUCACGAAACGUGCUUUGAGUACGACGGCGACACACACCAUGGCACUACGUCUACAAUACGUAAAGGCGUCGUGGAAGACGCUGGUAGUUCUCGUCACACCCAUAGUCCUGUUGCCUCUCUGUGUACCCGGGACGUCAAAGGAAUCGCGAUGUGCUUACGGCCUUUUGUUGAUGUCGGUAUACUGGAUCACAGAGGCACUGCCACUCGCAGUUACCGCCAUGUUACCGAUAUUGGUGUUUCCCGUACUUGGUGUGGCACCUUCAAAGGCCUUGUCGAAGCAUUACAUGAAGGAUGUAGAUUUCCUGUUGAUUGGAGGACUAAUCGUAGCUAUUGCCAUUGAAAAAUGUAAUAUACACAAACGAUUUGCCCUUAGGCUCCUGAUGCUUUUUGGAGUGAGCCCUAAAAGAUUUCUGCUCGCCUUCGUGCUUGGGACGGCAUUUAUGUCAAUGUGGAUCAGCAACACUGCGGCUACCACCAUGAUGCUCCCCAUAGCGAGGAGCUUGUUGGAUCGACUCUUCACGAUAGAACGACACGUGAAAAGCACACAGAAUAACGAAAGUGAAGCACUCGUGAUGCAGACGAGCCCUGCCAACGACGUGUCUCCUCUUGAAAAGAAAAGGAAUUCUGGUUCCACAGAGAUCGAACUACAAGCAGGCGUCAGCUACUCUUGUGAUGAUGUUACCACGACUACCAAAGGUAACAGCGAUGAAGAAUCCACCAGUCUUGAUACUCCAACGGAUUUUUCCAAACUGGAUGAACGAUCAAAAAAAUUAGUCAAGGCGUUAUCGAUGUGUAUUUGCUACGGCGCUAAUUGUGGUGGUAUUGCGACCUUAACGGGAACGCCAACAAAUCUAGUGACCAAAGCACACGCAGACAAUCUAGCAGAUGGCAAUUCUGGGCUUACAUUCUUGUCCUGGAUGGUGUUUUGCUUUCCGGUGUCCGUUGUUGCUUUGGUAUUCGUGUGGUUUUGGUUACAGAUCGUUUAUCUGGGACCCAGAGACACAUUUUGCUGUCGUCAACAAAACGACAAACGACUGAGAGCCAAUGAAGAAAUCGCUAAACUUGUUCGAAUGGAACACAAAAAAUUGGGUUCUAUGAGUUUUGCAGAAUAUGUUGUCCUUGUGCAUCUGAUCCUAAUGGUUCUGCUCUGGUUCACCAGGAAUCCGGGAUUUAUUCCGGGAUAUGCAGAUCUGUUCCCUAAAGGGUACAUCUCCGAUGCUGUUCCGUCCGUUCUAGUCGCUAUAAGUCUAUUUAUAUUCCCCAUCAGAUGGCCUGCUUAUUUAUGUUUUAGAAACAGAGGGCCAAACCCGUCUGUUCCCCACGAGACACCAAGUAUCAUCCAGUGGUCCGACGUGAGUUCGAAUCUACCCUGGGGUAUCAUCAUGUUGCUAGGAGGAGGCUUUGCACUAGCAGAAGCUUGUCAGACUUCUGGGUUGUCUGAAGUUAUUGCUGACAAACUAUCCAUAAUAGAAACACUGGGACCUCAAGUUGCGUGCCUCGUUGUGGUGAUAACCACGUGCAUCGUUACGGAAGUGACGUCAAAUACCGUGAUUGUCACGCUCUUCAUGCCAAUCUUAUCUCAGCUAGCCAUCUCGAUGAGAAUCCACCCACUUUACUUCAUGUUGCCGGCCGGUGUGUCCGCAUCCUUCGCGUUCAUGCUACCAGUCGCAACGCCGCCAAAUGCCGUCGUAUUUUCGUAUGGCGAUAUCAAAGUGAUGGAUAUGGUAAAAUGUGGAUUCGUGUUGAAUGUGUUCAACAUCAUGUGGCUAACCUUGGCAAUCAACACGUGGGGGACAGCCUACUUUGGUCUGGACGAGUUCCCUGACUGGGCAGAACGAAGUCGCGUGGUGUCCACCAGCAUGAUGUAUAACAUCACACAGAAUUCCCAGUCCUUGUUCAAUAUAACCACACCUGGACAUGUGUAGACGUAUUCUCUGACAAGAGAGAUAGAGAUUUGGUUAUACUGACUGAUAUUUGUUCGUUUAUUUUCAUGCUUUUGUAUUGUGUUCUUUUGUGGCUUUUGUUUUUACAUCAUAAUAGCUUUUUUGAGCAAAUCAAAUAUUCCAGUAAUAGUGUCCAGGUAAAACAUACCUUUACAGCAGCAAUCUCAACCAUUUGUUUUAUUUUAUCAUUUAGAAACGAUCAUCCACAUUGUUUUGCUCUCGCACGCACUCUAGAUCGAGUUAAUCGUUUGUGCAAUUACUUUCUAGAAUUAUAUCUCAAAAUCGCAUUGUUCUCCACUCUAUCAAACACAGUAUAUUAGACAAUAUUGGUUUAAUAUACAAUCUACUUUCUUUAUGACUUUACAAGGUCUCCAGAAUGAUACAUAUAUAUAUAUAAUUAUAUAUAUUAUUUUAUUUUUUUGCAAUUUGAAAACAAAGUGCUUUGCGUUAAACAAACCUAGAGAUAUUGUAAACUGUGUACAAAACUCUGGCUUCAAUAUUUGCUAAAUAACUGGGCUUUCUUUAAUAAAACAGCAUGUAAAUGUAAAAACGUGAAAUCUCUUGGAAUCUUGUUUAAGAUUUUUGCUAGGCUCACACUAAUGCUAGUCUCACAUUACCAACUGCCACGACAAAGUUGGCCACAUUUCUGCUGUCACGACAUCUACGACUGUUCAGUUGCUAGUCUGAGCGCUCUUACAACUAUUCUCAUCGCAUAACUCAUUAGUUGUUAAUCUGAGCGCACCCAUCUAAGUCGAAAGUUAGUAUUAGACCUCGCCACUCUGUUAGUUGCAGUACACGUAGGUCGUAGGUAGAUAUUAAAAUGCAAAUAAGCACGCACGCACAUAACAUACUUGCAGUUAAUGCAUGAUAUUAUUGUCUUAUUACGGCAUUGGACAUUAUGACAGACUAUAGGUAGUGUUAGUCAGGCUAUCUGUAAAUUAAUAUUUCAUGCAUUCUUAUUCGAUAUCCAGAGGUAAUUUGUUUAUAUAUUCAAUACCCGAAGUAAAAUAUCCAGCAGUGAAUGUCACUCCAGUAUGACUUUUUCUUUCAGAUGAGUAAUCACCUCCAGAAUAUUUUAUAUAUUUUAAUUAUAACCUGAUAUAUUCUAUAUAGCUGAUUUUGGUAAAUGAUAAUCUUUGAAAUGUACAACAGCUGUGUUUCUCAGAUAAAUAGUUGAAAAAGCCUUUUUCAUAAAACAGAGACAUAACUGUUAGAAACCUGUUGAAUAUUUAGUGAAGAUUAUAUGCAAAAAUAUAAUAACUGCAUAUGAUA